Messenger RNA from Vespa crabro (European hornet), 3216 nucleotides. RefSeq names its product low density lipoprotein receptor adapter protein 1-like. The transcript has 6 exons. Bases 549 to 1493 code for a protein of 314 amino acids. NCBI's taxonomy places the organism in Eukaryota, Metazoa, Arthropoda, Insecta, Hymenoptera, Vespidae. The record is from RefSeq and is a predicted model, not a curated record.
CGUUUUGGUUCUCAUUGAUCAAUGGUAUCUCGUCCAUCACAUUGAUCCUCUGUUCACAAUCAGUGUCAGUAAGCGAAUGGUGACGGACAACAACUCUAAGUGCGUAUGCAGUGUUACGAGCUCUGAAUAGAUGUUGAAUAAAGGCAUCGAUACUAGUUGUAGAGUAGUGGUAGUGGUAGUAAUAGUAAAUGGAAACGCAGUGUAAUGCUUACGGAAUAGUAAAUUCUGUUCGAGUAGAAGCCACGCACGUUUACGCAUACACGCGCAAGCACAUAUGUUACAUAGAUAAGUUGAGAGUAAAGUACGAGUACGCGAAAGGAGAAGGAAUCGACACUUUGGCCUCGCUCGUUCUUGGACGAGGACGUAUUUCCUCGCGUCUUUAUUUGCGAUUGCACGGUUAUCGCGAGCAAACGAUUCUCAAAAUCGUUUUAUUGUCGUUUGACAGGUGAUCAAUUGUGUGGAAAAAAAAUAUUUCGUACGCUUUUUCGGAAAAACGCGCGCGCGCACUCUCUCUCUCUCUCUCUAUCUCUCUCAUUUUGCCGAUAGAAAUGCCUUUCUUCAAGAAGCUUCGGAGAUUCUCCAGGCAUAAAAAACUAUGCGAGGAAUGGGCCCUGGCGAACAGUCGCGAAUGCGUGGAGAGUGGCGGCACAGCAGCCUCGACACACGAGGAAUCCGAGGAUGCAUCGGAGGCCAGGUUCACCCUCAAAUAUUUGGGCAGCACCCUCGUCGAGACGCCAUCGAGCGAGGAGGCCACGGCUGAAGCCAUAAAGACGGUCAUUACCAUGGCAAAGGCGAGCGGUAAAAAGUUACAAAGGGUGUCUUUGGCUGUGAGCUUAAGAGGUAUCAGAAUGACUGAUUUGGCCACAGAGGAAGAUCAGCUACAAGUAUCGAUAUACAGGAUCUCUUAUUGCUCGGCUGACGCAACCCAUGAUCAUGUGUUUGCAUUCAUCGCGACGAAUCUGAACGAGACGAUGGAAUGUCACGCGUUUCUCUGUCCAAAGAGAAAAAUGGCGCAGACAGUGACAUUGACGGUGGCCCAGGCAUUCAAUACCGCUUACGAAGCUUGGCAAUUGUCACAGGCUGAUCCGAGGAUUCAUCAUGCUCAAGAUAAAGGGUCUACUUUGACGGAUGAGAAAAAUGAAACAAAUGAAAAAAAGAAUUGCAGCGAGACGAAGACGUCGGCGAAGAUGAUUCAACAAAACAAGCAGAACGGUCAACAACGUCAUACCAUCAAUGAAGGUCAAAAGAACCUUUUAAUUGAUCUCUCGAACGAUCCUAAGCCGGCGGGGAAUUCAUGGGUAAGCUUCGAGGAAGAAUCGAGUUCGGAUAGCAAGAGAUCGCAAAAGAAUUCGGCCAAUAGUAUUCCCAUGACCACACUGAGACACACGAGCACGUCCACGCCGUCUCAUCACGUAGUACCGAGGCCAUCGACAGGAUUCAAGAUGCAAAACGCUUGGGGAGAAUCCAGAUCCGUCGAUCUAAUGUGCUCGUAGCAGACAUAGCCUGCGGCUGACAGCUUCAGAGACGUGCCAUUAAUCACGGGUCUCUGGAAGCAUCUGUCGAAUAGCGGCCAAACGAAGAAAACUAAUCCUUAGACUAAUAUCAAGCUCGCCGAAGAGGAGAGUAAAUGUGAUUUUAAAAUGUGACACGCAAUAUAUAUGGGAAAGGGAUUAGAGCGAAUCGAUCGUUGGAUCGAUUUUUAAACCGUUCGACGAAAAACGAAGCCUCUUUCUCCUCUAGGAGAAAAUAGAUCAUCGAAGAGAUCAUCAUUUUUUUACUUGGAUCUGCCUCGAAAAAUGACCUGCCGAUCGAAAGAGAUGUCUCCUCUUUCCUUUUUUCUCCGUGUGAUAAGGUUUUUAUCGAGUAUACCACGUAUCCUUUUAUUCUAUUCCAUUUCGUACGUAGAGAUUACGGGAAACGAUGGAUUUUCGAUCAUGAUGAUAUAUAUAUACACACACACACACACACACACACACACACACACACACGCGCGCGCGCGCGCGUACGCACACACAAAGGCGCGCACACACACACACACACACUAGAAAAGCUUUUGACAGGACCAACAAGAAUAACGCGUUUUCGAUUAGGACUGGGGUUACGAAAGAAAAAAAUCCUGCCAUUGAAUUUUCUUAGACGUUUACAUUUUUUUACAUUUCAAACGAAUCGAGUGCAUUUCUUUGAAAAUAUGUUUUAGUAUCGGUCUGGCCGUAAUCAAUCCUUUAACCAGAUACGAAACGAACGACGUUAAUCGAACUUUCCAAGUAUAAUGUAAGAAGGUAGGUUAACGAUUUUAAUACAAGGUUGUUCUGUAUGCAUAUCGCAAGUUAAGAAUUUUAACAAGAGAGUAAAAAUUGUUCCUUUUCCACAACGCAUUGGAACGAAAUAUGUAAUUCCGUUUAAUGAUACGUACGCAUCUACACAUAUAGCUAUUAUAAAUUUUGACGGCAAGAUGAGAAAACGAAAGCCACUGUAUGUAGUCUUCGAAAUAGGCGUUCGUUACAUGUUAGAUAAAUGUGUUGAUAUAUGCGUUAUAGGAUAUAUACGUCUCUAUUACGUCUAUUUAAUAGCAGUACGUUUAAAUAUCGCUGGUAACAUUCGAAUAGAUAUAAAUUAGCUUUAUACGUCGUUAUGUGAAUCAUAUCACUCGAUAUUAUGAAUCGCUAGAUUAAACUAAUGGCUUAUACAGAUUAUACUCAUCAAUCGUUGCUCGCGUUAAUCCUUUUUUCUUUUUUCUUUAUAGCCCAAGCGAUAGAGAAAAUAAUUAACGUUUAGCAAAAUUAGGGAAAAUCGAUUUUUAUUACGUCGACAAUCGUUUAAAACGUUAAGCUAUGCGUUGAAAGUACUUGUCGUAGAUUAUAUGGGUCGUUUAUCUCGUCUUAAAAAAAAUGUCGAGUAUGGAACGUGCCGCUGUUACAUUCGAAAUGUUUAGUUUUAUAUAUUAAGUCACGUUUACAGGCCUAAUCAAUAUUAUUUUAUAAUAAUCGUCCCGUUAUAAUACGUUUCUAUAUUCUUAUAUAUUGCCAUUCUCUUAGAGACACUAAUUAAAACAGAUUAUUCCUCUGUCCAACUGCGUAGCUAACGUUGAAAUUGAUCGAGCGAAAAUGGUACAUCAUGUUUUAUUCGUUGCUUUAUCCUAUCGUGCUAUCCCACGAGAUCCCAUUAAAUGUUAGAGCGAAGGAUGCAUAAUCGAAAUACACGUAUACAUAUCUUUCA